UAUAUUAAAAUUUCAUGUUUAGGUCAAACUUGUUGCAAGACUAACCAAGGAUACGGAUGUUGUCCUAUGGAGGAUGCGGUAUGCUGUUCAGAUCUUCAGCAUUGCUGUCCAGACGAAUAUAUCUGCGUAGAUCUAUUUGAAAUCUGCGUAAAGUGUCCAGAUGUGACAGGAAAACAUAAUUUUACAAGAAAAUUAGAGCCUCUCCGAGAACCUUUCUCUUUAGUUAUCCACGCGAAUUCAUGUCCACAAUGUCCUAAUUGGGCGACUUGUUGUCCGAUGACUACAGGCCAAAUAGGUUGUUGCCCUCUUGAAAACGCUGUCUGUUGUAGCGAUAAGGAACAUUGUUGUCCACACGGAUAUACUUGUGAUGCCUCAGGGUUUUGCACAUCUAGCACGGAGCCAAUGGAGAAUCCAAGAAUGCAGAGGCAUGUUCAAAACAGUAAAAGCUCAAUUCUUUCCUCAAAACACAAAUUGUUGAAGCGAAAUUCGGUAGAUCUUGUACAGUGUCCAGAUGGCAAUUAUUGCAAUUCUGGAAAUACUUGCUGUUUGAUAGGCUCUAACACUUACGGAUGCUGUCCCUUUCCUCGAGCUGUAUGCUGCUCUGAUAAAGUUCAUUGUUGUCCUAAUGGUAUGACAUGCGAUAGAUCAGGUUACUGUACCAAUGGACCGGAUGUUAUUUCUUGGUUUGAGAAAAAACCAGCAAUUAAACGACCUAAGAUAGAAAACUGAAGUUUUCAAGUUGCAUGCAAUUGCUUUGAUUAUUAUUAUUUUUUUUUUUUGAGAGUAUAAGUCUCUGUAAUUAAUUAACUUGUAAUUACUUAACAAUUAAAAUGAUUUAAACUUGUUUGUAGUCAACAUUACAAUAAUGUAUAGCAAUUCAAUUUUCGAAAAUUUGAUAUUAUAAAUAUUAAAAUUAAAAUUUGUUUCUCUUAAUAAACUAAUAAUUAUGUUCA
Molecule: messenger RNA, 953 nt
Organism: Centruroides sculpturatus (bark scorpion)
Lineage: Eukaryota; Metazoa; Arthropoda; Arachnida; Scorpiones; Buthidae
Product: granulins-like
Exons: 1
Cellular component (GO): extracellular region
Source: RefSeq, a predicted model, not a curated record